AUGUACCUCAUCGCUCUCAUUUUAUACUUGCUCAUCCCUCUCUCCAAUGGCCAACAAUGUCUCUCCUUAGCAAAUUCAACCGCCUGUCCUGCAUUCACCAACUACUAUGUCAGCAUUGGCCAGGCAUCCUUUGUGACAUAUCCAUGGCUUGCGAACGUUACCUCCAUCGCCGAUUUCGAUCUUGGUCUGCUGUCAUACAUCAACUCAUCAGCCCCAUGGCAACCUUUGGGCUGUAAUGGGCAUGUCUAUCCACGCUUUGCUGCCACAGUCACAUGUUCCAAACUUGUGCUCGACUAUUCUUCUUCUUUACCUUGUAACCUCGAAAACAACGUCUUGCCAAAAUUGCUCUGUCGAUCCACUUGCACCUCUAACGUCAAUUCGAUCCUUUCUCUGAUACAGACCAAGGCUGUGACCUGUAUUGGUGACGAAGACGGAUAUCAGCAAAUACUACAGAAUCAACGUACGGCGUGCGAAUCUACCGGAGAACAAUCGACUUGUUUGGAUGGUUUAGUAAAUGAAGGUGGCUGUGGAUUCCAAAAUGAUCAAAAAUCAAUGUGCAGCUACUGCCAAACAGUUAAUACAACUCUAGAUUGUUGCAAAGGGCUGCAGUGCAAGUCUGCGGCCGAUAUCAGUCGGACCCACAGAAACAAGUUGAUCGGGAUUAUUGUUGGUGUAUUGGGAGGUCUUUUAUUAUUGGGGCUGACGAUAUUGAUAUGGUGGUGGUGUUUCUGGGGAAAAAAGAAAAAGAGUCAAAAAAAGAAGAAGCCCAGGCAGGGCUACAGUCAGGCAGAAUCCUAUGACAUGGUGCCUCCGACCGAGCCGUUGGGCGAUGAGCCACCAAUAGACACAUGGUCGGGCGUACCAGGACAGCCGGGCGUUAUACCUGCUGCGGCAGUGAUGGCAAAAAACAAUCAAAACAAUAUUAUUAUUAACAAUAGUAACACUGCUAGCAAUCCUAGUAACAUUAACAGUAAUCGUAACAGUAACAGUAACAAUAGUAACACUGAUGGUGAAAUCGAAGGUGUAUCCAAAGUACAGACUUAUCUCGAAGGAUUCUGUCAAGUAAUCUACUCCAAAGAACCUCAGCACGAAGACGAAAUCCUUAUCACUCAGGGCGACAUUAUUCGAAUGUACUACUACUUUGAUGAUGGCUGGGCACUUGGUGACAAUCUAAUGACCUGUGAACGAGGACUAUUCCCUUUACUCUGUGUGGUAACAAUGGAUCCAACCGAGAUCAACGCCAUAUUUGCCAUGGCCGAAUUACAAAUACCCCAAGACACUAUUCCAUGUGACGACCAAGACGCAAGUAGCGAGGGCUCCUAUCGAUUGACUACAUCCGGUGUCCAGAAGCUACGUCGCUCGGCUACCCUAACCAAUACCCGCACUCCACAACCUCCAGAAGAACAAAACAUACUGCUACCCCAGAGAUCGGCUUCAAUGCAUUCACGAUUCCGAGCUGCUCGAUCAAGUCUUGAACUUCAAAGGUGUUCUGGAGAACACAGUAGUAGCUGGUCUGAAAUUGCACCAACUGCCUCUAAUAGUCGUACAUUUCUUAACAACUAUUAA
Molecule: messenger RNA, 1566 nt
Organism: Phycomyces blakesleeanus NRRL 1555(-)
Lineage: Eukaryota; Fungi; Mucoromycota; Mucoromycetes; Mucorales; Phycomycetaceae
Exons: 3
Coding region: 1-1566 (521 amino acids)
Molecular function (GO): protein binding
Source: RefSeq, a predicted model, not a curated record